Molecule: messenger RNA, 954 nt
Organism: Letharia columbiana
Lineage: Eukaryota; Fungi; Ascomycota; Lecanoromycetes; Lecanorales; Parmeliaceae
Exons: 3
Coding region: 1-954 (317 amino acids)
Biological process (GO): regulation of lipid metabolic process
Cellular component (GO): mitochondrion
Source: RefSeq, a predicted model, not a curated record
AUGUCUAGCAUAGUGAUCAAACUCGGCUCUCUCGUGGUUAAAACCCUCUCGAAGCCAAUUGCGAACCGCAUCAAGGCUCAAGCCCGAGAACACGAGACAUUCCGUCGUGUCUGCGUCAGCUUCGCGCAGGGUAUACAUCGAUGGGAUAUGCGAUUUCGGCUUGGACUUCUCCAAGAUAGUGCAGCACUCGAGAAACAAGCCGCCCGGGAAGCUGCAGAAGCUCAGGCGAAGAAGCACAAGUUCGAAGCUCCUACAGUCAAGACAGAAGCCCAGACAAAGGCCGAUGAAGCAUCUGAAAACCGGUCUAAAGACGGCCUCGAUAAGGCUAAAGAGCAAAGAAAGAAGCCAAAGAUCCGGCCUCUAUCCGAAGCUAAAGCUAUUGAUUUGGGUUCGAACUUUGUCUCUGAGUCCUUUCUCUUCAUCGUUGGAGUCAGCCUGGUAUUCUUCGAAACAUACCGCCGAAGCAAGCAGGAAAGCUCGAAGCGAGAAGAUGUUGCCGAUCAAAUUGAGAAACUGGAGAAUCAAGCGAGAUUGUUCAGGAAGGCUUUCGUGGAUUUAGAGAGAGAGACCUUGAAAACCACCGGCACAGGCCUAACAGGCACCCGGAGAAUCUUGCCGAGGGAGGUCUACGAGCUAGAAGAGGAGGAUGAAAAGGAGGGCAAGCCGAAGGGCUGGCUGUCAUGGUUUCAGGGAUUAUACCGACGAGAUGUCCAAGCAGACGAAACGAAGCCUGAGCCACUGGUCAGAGUGCCUCAAAGCAAUCCUCAAAGCACGUCCUCCGUGCAGAAUGCUACAACCUUGAGUGACUCUAAGUCUACAAGUAUCUUAAGCAAAAUACUACCAACGGCUCACAAGGACGACACCGCGAACAACACCCAGCAGCUGGGAGUAAGCCCCAAGAAUAAGACGACUGAAAUCAACAGUCCGCCCAGAGAAGGCGGUUCGAAAUCAUGA